This is a messenger RNA of Ostertagia ostertagi, 627 nucleotides long. Lineage: Eukaryota; Metazoa; Nematoda; Chromadorea; Rhabditida; Trichostrongylidae. The record is from the annotation of a GenBank genome assembly.
AUGGAAAAACCACUGGUGGAUCAAUUGGUCGUUGGAUAUGCCCAGGAAGUUGGAGCUUGCUUCUCAGCCUCUGGAUCGGUGACAUUGGUGCGAAGUGCGAAUAGGAAUAUUCUCGUAGACUGUGGUGAUCCGUGGAAUGGUGAAGAAAUUCUUCGGCAGCUUUCAUUGUUCGGAUUAGAAAAGAACGAUAUUCAUGUUGUUGUCAUCACCCACGGUCACAUUGACCAUUGUGGGAAUUUGUCAAUGUUCCAGAAUGCUACGGUCUAUAUGGACAGCGAUGUCGCUUCUACAGGAAGAUACACUACGUUAUCUGAGGUUUCUUACGUAAACAUUGAAAAUAGAACACAGAAACUUGAAGGCAACUCUCUGACACUCGCUCCAGCCGUGGAGCUUCGCCGCUGUCCAGGUCACACUGAUCAUGAUCUCAUAGUGAUUGUCAGCAACACUGAACGUGGAAGGAUUGUUAUUUCAGGAGACAUUUUUGAGUGUGCGAAUGACGAUACUCAGUGGAAAGAAGUUUCUCGAUAUCCUGAUUUGCAAGAGAAAAGCCGCUCAGAAAUCGAAGAACUUGCUGAUUGGAUCGUUCCUGGUCAUGGUCCUAUGUUCAAGAACGAGAAGCAUCGUUGA